AAACGGCUCUCCUAUAAACAUACAAUCUCAACCUUCUGUCUUCCAAUUUCACCUUCAAAGUUUUCAGUUUUCUUCACCAAUACUCCAAACCCUCACUUCAAUUUUCUCUCUCUUCUCCAAGUCUCUAACCUCCUCAAGAAUGGCGGCAUCAGCCAUGGUGCUAGACCCAAAACCAAUACCACCACCACCAUCAUCAUCUUCCGAACCACCACCAGCACUCUCACUAACCUCAUCAGAUGAUUCGUCUUCUCCCGAAGAAGAAGAUCUUUACGGCCGAUUGAAAUCCCUAGAAAGGCAAAUCGAAUUCAUGGACAUACAAGAAGAAUACGUCAAAGACGAGCUUAAAAAUCUCAAAAGAGAGCUACUCAGAGCUCAAGAAGAGGUCAAGAGGAUUCAAUCGGUGCCGCUUGUGAUUGGUCAGUUCAUGGAAAUGGUGGACCAGAAUAAUGGGAUUGUUGGGUCUACUACUGGGAGUAAUUACUAUGUUAGGAUUCUAAGUACUAUUAAUCGUGAGUUGCUUAAGCCUUCAGCGUCGGUUGCGCUUCACCGGCAUUCCAAUGCGCUAGUUGAUGUUCUUCCACCGGAGGCUGAUUCCAGUAUUUCGCUUUUGAGUCAGUCGGAGAAGCCUGAUGUCAAUUAUAACGACAUUGGAGGAUGUGACAUUCAAAAGCAGGAAAUUCGUGAAGCAGUUGAGCUACCUUUGACUCAUCAUGAACUGUACAAGCAGAUAGGUAUUGAUCCUCCCAGGGGUGUGUUGCUUUAUGGCCCUCCCGGAACUGGAAAGACAAUGCUUGCAAAAGCUGUUGCAAAUCAUACUACUGCUGCUUUCAUUAGAGUUGUUGGCUCUGAGUUUGUUCAGAAGUACUUGGGUGAGGGUCCUAGAAUGGUUCGUGAUGUAUUUCGCCUUGCUAAAGAGAAUGCACCAGCAAUUAUCUUUAUUGAUGAGGUGGAUGCUAUUGCUACUGCUAGGUUUGAUGCUCAGACUGGUGCAGAUAGGGAGGUUCAGCGUAUCCUCAUGGAACUGUUGAAUCAGAUGGAUGGGUUUGACCAAACAGUGAAUGUUAAGGUUAUAAUGGCAACUAAUCGAGCGGACACUCUUGAUCCUGCAUUGCUACGACCUGGAAGGCUAGACAGGAAAAUCGAAUUUCCUUUGCCUGAUAGACGGCAAAAGCGACUUGUUUUUCAGGUUUGCACUGCCAAGAUGAACUUGAGUGAUGAGGUUGACUUGGAGGAUUAUGUUUCUCGUCCAGACAAGAUUAGUGCUGCUGAGAUAUCUGCAAUUUGUCAAGAAGCAGGCAUGCAUGCUGUGCGUAAGAAUCGCUAUGUUAUUUUGCCGAAGGAUUUUGAAAAGGGUUAUCGAUCGAAUGUGAAGAAGCCUGACACAGACUUCGACUUCUACAAGUGAUAGUCCUGGGUGUAGCCUGCUAAGAAUGAGCCUGCUUUAUUGUUCAUGGUUUAGAAAUAUUGUUGGGAACAUGUACGAUGUAAUUUUAAGAGUUGAAUUGUGGGAUCUAUAGUUCACAUUUGUUCGGAGUUAAAGGACCUGAACCUCUAAAAGUUUAGCUUCAAAGGCUUGUGUUGCAACUUGCAGACACCGUUUACUUUUUCCAA
Messenger RNA from Beta vulgaris subsp. vulgaris (sugar beet), 1611 nucleotides. RefSeq names its product 26S proteasome regulatory subunit 6B homolog. Gene Ontology annotation, cellular component: proteasome regulatory particle, base subcomplex. Gene Ontology annotation, biological process: proteasome-mediated ubiquitin-dependent protein catabolic process. The record is from RefSeq and is a predicted model, not a curated record. Bases 140 to 1405 code for a protein of 421 amino acids. The transcript is spliced from 6 exons. Lineage: Eukaryota; Viridiplantae; Streptophyta; Magnoliopsida; Caryophyllales; Amaranthaceae. Gene Ontology annotation, molecular function: ATP hydrolysis activity; proteasome-activating activity; ATP binding.